Cimex lectularius (bed bug) is the source of this 1562-nucleotide messenger RNA. RefSeq names its product serine/threonine-protein kinase RIO2 (gene RIOK2). The coding region runs from base 132 to 1499 and encodes 455 amino acids. Gene Ontology annotation, biological process: protein phosphorylation; maturation of SSU-rRNA. The transcript has a single exon. Gene Ontology annotation, molecular function: protein serine/threonine kinase activity; ATP binding. Gene Ontology annotation, cellular component: preribosome, small subunit precursor; cytosol; nucleus. Lineage: Eukaryota; Metazoa; Arthropoda; Insecta; Hemiptera; Cimicidae. The record is from RefSeq and is a predicted model, not a curated record.
UUCUUAGUAGGUUUCAUUAGGGUUUUCCUCUGAGGAUAAGUUAUUCUUUACUCUUUACAGGCACGACUCACGUGGAUCACUUGUUUAAGAAGAAAUAAGUAUUCCAAUUAUUUUAAAUAUUUCCACCCAGAAUGGGUAAGUUAAACGUGACAGUGUUACGUUAUUUGAGUAAAGAAGAUUUUCGCGUUUUGACCGCGAUUGAAAUGGGGAUGAAGAACCACGAACUGGUUCCCGGCUCUCUCGCAGCACAGAUAGCAAAUCUACACCAUGGCGGGGUCCACAAGAUCCUCAGAGAUCUCUGCAAGAAUAGGCUACUCUCUUACGAAAGGGGCAAGCGCUAUGACGGUUACAGGCUCACCAACUCUGGAUAUGAUUAUCUUGCGUUGAAGGCACUGACGUCUAGAGGAACUGUAGCAUCUUUUGGCAAUCAGAUCGGAGUGGGUAAAGAAUCCAACAUUUACAUCGUAGCGAAUGAAGAUCAUGAAGAGAGGUGUCUGAAGCUACACAGGCUGGGCCGUAUUUGCUUCCGUAACAUCAAAGAAAAACGGGAUUACCAUGGCAAACGGUAUAAAGCCUCGUGGCUUUACCUGAGCAGGAUAUCCGCGAUGAAAGAGUUCGCUUACAUGAAGGCUUUGAAAGACAGAGGCUUUCCUACACCCGAGCCCCUUGACAUGAAUCGGCACUGUAUUGUAAUGGAACUUAUCGACGGCUUUCCUUUAGCUCGGCUCUAUGAAGUUCCAGAUGUCGAAGAGCUCUACUCUGAUUUGAUGGACCUCAUCGAAAGGCUGGGCAACUGCGGUGUCAUCCACGGCGACUUCAACGAGUUCAACAUUAUGAUCCACAAAGAAACAGGAAAACCAAUUUUGAUCGAUUUCCCCCAGAUGGUCUCCACAAAUCAUUACAAUGCGAAAAUGUUUUUUGAAAGGGACGUCAAUUGCAUUAGAGAUUUCUUUAAAAGGAGAUUCGGUUAUGAAUCAACUGAGUAUCCAAAGUUUGAGGAUGUUUCAAGAGAGGAUAUUUUAGACAUCGAAGUAUCCGCAAGCGGUUUUACCAAACAGAUGGCCGAGGAUUUACUUAUGACUAUGGAAAAUGAAGACGAAAACGAAUGUUCUGAUGUUGAAGAAUAUAAUGAUGCAAUAUCAGACAACGAGGUAGAAAAUCUGAAGCUGAUGGUAGACGAGGCAUUGAAAUUUGGUGAAAAAUCCCCAAACAAUUUCAAUGAUAUCUUGGAAGUCUCUAAACAAGCCGCUUUUGACAGUAUUGAUCAAAAAUCAGAAUUUGACGAUAGGUUUUCAGAUAUUGGAAGCAUAUCUACAACCGCAUCUACAAUACCACCUGAAAUUAUCAGAGAACGAGUUAAAAAGGCACUGGAAAAGAGACAGAAAGAAGGAAAUAGACGAAUUCUUGUUAAAGGAGAAGCGAGUGCAGUUACAAGGAAAAGGAGAGAAAACAGGGAAAAUAUCAGAGACUCCGCUGGAAUCUGGGGUUGGGAAGACUAAGAUUUAUUUUCAAAAAGUACAUUUGUUUUAUACAUUUAUGUUUGUUUAUAUUUUUUUGUAAAU